AUGGCUGGUAAAGUAGACCCUCACGCUUCGCAAAAAGACUAUGCUGUCGGUUUCGGUGGCAAAUAUGGAGUACAAACUGAUAGAAAGGAUAAAUCUGCAGCUGGUUGGGAUGAGAGGGUGGAACUCUCGAAGCACGUCAGUCAGAAAGAUGCAUCAUCUGGAUAUGGUGGUCGUUUCGGCGUUCAGAAAGAUAGGAAGGACAAAUCAGCUGUUGGUUGGGAUGAGAAAGUCGAGUUAUCGAAGCAUGAAAGUCAGAAAGAUGUUGCUACCGGUUACGGAGGUCGCUUUGGCGUGCAAAAGGAUCGUAAGGAUAAAUCAGCUGUUGGAUGGGAUGAGCACACAGAACUCCCAAAGCACGAAAGUCAAAUGGGUGAGUUAACGUAUUUGAAAUUACAAGGCUUCGGUGGCAAAUUUGGUGUACAGACCGAUCGGCAAGACGCCUCAGCUGCUGGAUGGGACACUCUCGAGCAAGUUCCGAAGCAUCCCAGUCAACAAGUCUUUCGAAUUAAUAUUCUCAUGUUUGCAGAUUACAAACAAGGCUUUGGUGGCAAGUUUGGUCUUCAGACAGACAGGCAAGAUAAAUCUGCCGUGGGUUAUGAUGCCCACGAUGAUUUGAAGAAGCAUGAAAGUCAAAUGGGUUAG
Messenger RNA from Strongylus vulgaris, 642 nucleotides. The record is from the annotation of a GenBank genome assembly. Lineage: Eukaryota; Metazoa; Nematoda; Chromadorea; Rhabditida; Strongylidae.